GAACUACAUCGCCGUUGCGUUUCGCACUGUCUGUCAUCUGUGAUGAGCUAAGAUCACGAUCGUUUCUGCUCCCUACGAAAACAAAAUGAAGAAAUUUUAGUGUCAAGCACAUUUUGCCAAGAAACUUAAAAGACAGAGCGACGGCUACCUCGUUUGAAGCAAGCACCUUGCUCACCACGCAUUGCAAUGUUCUUACUUUACUAACUUCGAGUCAGUGUAUGUUGUCAAACGGUCAUAGAUAAUUCGAAGCCAUGGUUCAGAAAUAUCAGUCCCCUGUUCGGGUUUACAAGUACCCUUUCGAACUUGUUAUGCUGGCCUAUGAAAAACGAUUCCCAACAUGUCCCCAAAUACCAGUGUUCGUCGGGUGUGAGGUUUUGAAAGAUGAGGAGUCUCCUGAUGGUUCUGUGAGGAAAACUGAAAGGCGCUGCAAGCUCAUUGUUGAAGCUCCAUAUCUUCUGAAAAAGAUUAUUGGAGUGGAUUAUGUUUACUUCAUCCAGAAAAAUACCCUUGAUCGUAGGAAGCGUAUUCUUACCAUAGAAGCUUUCAACGAAAGUUUUUCAACUCGUGUUGAAAUAUUGGAAACAUGUCGAUACUUUGUGCACCCGGAAAACUCUGAAUGGACAUGUUUUGACCAGACUGCCAAUUUGGAUAUCAAAUCAUUUUUUGGAUUCGAAAAUACAAUGGAAAAGCUUGGAAUGAAGCAGUACUCUGCCAAUAUUGCAAAGGGCAAAGAAAUAAUUGAGUAUUUUAUCACAGAACUUGAAGAGGAAGGCAUUACAUCUGUUUCAAGAUGGAAGGCAUCCAGUGCUACUGGAGAUGGUUCAGAAGAAACUGAAGAGAAUGGUGCUAUUAGAACAAGCGAAACAACAACUGGGUCCGAUUCAAAUCAAUGCGGUGAUAAGUCUAAAGAGUGUGCGUUCCAACUGGACUCGGAUUACAUCAAGAGAUACUUGGGUGAGCUAAGUGUGAUGGAGGAAUCUCGACUUGUUCAAUUGCGAAAGUGGUUGGCCGAUCUUCAGAAGGGCAAGCUCCCAAAUGAUGCAACACUUCUCCGAUUCCUUCGUGCCAGAGACUUCCAUGUCGAAAAAGCAAGAGAAAUGCUAUCUCAGUCGUUAAUGUGGCGCAAAAAACAUGGUGUUGAUAAAAUCUUAUCUGAAUAUCAGACAGUUCCUGUUAUUCAAGAUUAUUUUCCUGGUUGCUGGCAUCAUCAUGAUAAAGAUGGACGUCCAAUAUACCUUCUUCGAUUAGGCCAGAUGGAUGUGAAAGGUCUUCUGAAAUCAGUAGGAGAAGAUGGUUUAUUGAAACUGACUCUUCAUGUAUGUGAGGAAGGCCUACAGCGAACGGAGGAGGCUACAAGGUCAGGUGGAAAGCCUAUCUCAACCUGGUGCCUGCUUGUUGAUCUGGAGGGCCUGAACAUGAGACAUCUGUGGCGCCCUGGGAUAAGGGCGCUGCUGCGAAUAAUAGAAAUUGCAGAAGCUAAUUAUCCUGAAACUUUGGGCCGUGUUCUCAUCAUCAGAGCUCCGAGGGUUUUCCCUAUCAUGUGGACUCUCGUUAGUACAUUCAUUGAUGAUAAUACAAAAAGUAAGUUUUUGCUUUUUGGUGGAAAUGAUUAUCAAGAGGAAGGAGGCUUAGUCGACUACAUCCCUCAAGAAUAUGUUCCUGAUUUCCUUGGAGGUCCUUGCAAGGCCACUAUUUGUGAUGGUGGACUCGUACCAAAAUCAAUGUACAUGUCAGAGGUUGCAUUGGAGAGAGAAGGAUGUCCUCUUACUGAGGAUAGUAUCUACCGUUCUGUCACACUUGGAAGGGGACAAGUGCAUGAAGUGCAAAUAAACAAUGACGAUCCGGGUAGUGUCAUAACCUGGGAUUUUGAUGUUAUGCGUCAAGAUGUUGUUUUCUCGGUUUUCCACACUAAAGUUCCCCUUCCAAUGAAAGAGACUGUGCACUCGCCCACAGGUACACUGCAGUCGUUUGCUGAGCAUAUGAAUCCAUUAGCUGUGGACUAUGAACAUCGAUCUGCAAUUGACAAGCAUUGGAAGGAAGGUGUGGAUUAUUUCCGAAUGGAAAAUCCUGUUGUUUGCCAUGAUGGAGAAAGCAUUCAGGGAUCUCAUGUAGCAACUCAAUCUGGUACAUACAUUCUACAAUGGAAAUUUUAUUGUAACCAUCAACUUGACCUUUUGGAUACGAUUACAGCACCAAAAGCUCAAGUCAUGUACUUUUAUGAGCAGUUGAAGUCAGCUGAUUAUAAGGGCUCCAUGUCUAGCCUGCAGUCUGGCAACAGUGCACUUUCAACCAUGAGCUUGAAGUCUGGGACAAGUUCUUGCCCGUCCAGAUGAUGGCUAAGCCCCGCCGAUGCACGCCCAGUGUCGGGAAGCAGCUGACAGACCAGGGGAUGCUAGGCGGUACCACAAGCACUUCGCAAUGGACCUUUCAAAGAGAUGUUUAUGUUCCCUUCUCUAGGCUUUGAGGCUUAGAUUGAGUUUAGAAUCAUCUUAAAUAGAAAAAGAGCUCAUCCUCCACACUAGUUUAGAGGACGUCUAGCACUGAUGUUACUUUUAUGGAACAUUGCUGCAGACGAUUCACUUUGUAAGUGCUGAAUUUGAAGGGAAUGUUAGUUACAUAUUACACAUCUCUUCCAUUGCAGGAGAUAUACAUCACCUCACUGUUAAAUUAUCACAAAUUAAUUAUCCUUUACCCAACUUUGUAUUUUUUGCUCUUUGCUACCUUUGGCAUGUUCCCAUGAAGUUGUUAGAUUUUGGCGGUCCGUUUUCAUAUUUCUCAAUUUUACACAUAUUGUAUCAGCUUUUCAGUCUUAAAUAGUAUUUGGCCUUUUCAAGUGAUGUUUUUUGACUUAUCCUAGGGACAAGAACUACUCAUCUUCUGAUUGGGGUGAUGUGUGUAUUGCUGUAGGUAUUGGCUAGCAAAUGUAGUGCACUUAUUAUUUUAUGAGUAUAUUUCUUGGCCAGUUGGGUGUUGGGUGGGUUUUACGUUUUUUGACUUCCUCAUAAUUAUUGUAAUGUGUGCGUUCUGAACUUGUUUCUGUAUUAGAUGUAAGAAAUUUGUAGUCAAUUUACCUAUGUCUUAGGUGCUCUCAGUGUCAAUGGAAUGAGGUGUGCCAAAUUUUAGCUUAAGGUAGUAAUUAUUGUUACUUAGCAUUGAAUUGCAGCUGCUCUAAAUUCCAACCUUUAAUUCUUCAAUCGUGCUCUUCCAUAGGUCUUUCAUAGAGGGAACCUUGUUGGACAAAAUUGUAGUAGUGAUAUCAUGAUAUACAGUAGUUCAACUGCUUAAAUCAUAAAAAUUGAGAGUGAUUGCUGGUGUUUAAAAAAAUGUUAUUUAAAAAAGAAAAGGAAAAAAAAACUGAUCAUAGGAAAUUGAACAUAGAAUUUAUGUGAUCAUGAGAUUUAAGCUCUAAUCUCAUGUUGUGAUAUUGAAUUUCAUUGGGUUUCUUUUGAACCCACUUGUGAGUAUUUAGUCAGUCCCCUUCCUUUUUUUUCUUUUAGAAAAUUUUGCUUUCCCUUACAUUUUAUUGUUACUCACUUUGUAAAAUUAUUAUUGAGGAACUUUGCUGCGUGGCUGGAGUUUACAUCACAUUCCUAUCAUGAUGAUAACCAUGCAGUCCACUUUUUACAAUUGGUGCAGAAUGUACAUGUCUCCUACCUCUAUUAUCUUGUUUUGAAAAACAGAAGGAGGGCAUUUGGUACAUGUGGUAUAAAAGUGAAAGUUAGGAAAAUAUUAGGAAAGAACAUUUUGUUUUAAACAUUACUAGCCUUGAUGUGUUCGUUUAGAAUUGUAUUUUUAGCCAAUGAUCAAAUUAUCCACCAGAAUGCUAUGAGCAGAAGAUAAGCUUAUUCUGAUAUAUUGUGGGUCCUUUUUUUUUUUUUUUUCGUUUUGUUACUAUGCAUUGAACACACGAAAGACCCAACUUAGUCUGCUCCUGUUUUUCUCUCUGGAUUUAAUGGUUCCUAGAGGUGCCAUCUCGCCGGUGUUCAAAGUGUGCAUUGACCAGUUCCUUGUAGUGAUAUUUAUUUUUUGUGUGUGCUUUUUCUUUGUGUUAUGCCUGCCUGUUCGUGCCACUGCAGGUGGGUGCAGUUCAGGUUUCAGUGUCAAUUUCAUCAUCACUCAAGUAGGUUGUUUUACUUUUAGUUCCCAUCUUUCCUCAUCAUUGUUAUUAUUAUUAAUUGAGUCACAAUGAAAGACGGCUGAUUAGAUAAUUACCAUACCCUGUACUUUUUGGCAAUGAUCUGUGUGAUGUGUCUUCAGUAGAUAUGCUGUUUUAAUUGUGAUGUAUGGUUAUGACCAUUAUUUUCUUUUAUCCAAACCUAGUGGUUUCAUUUUUGUGUAGGUUUUAGUGAACUGAAAGAAUGAUUUAUAGAAAAUGCUGUAGCAAAGACAUGUGGUUGUUGUCUUCAUCGUUGUGACGAAUUUGAACAAACCUGAUCUGAUUGUCAAGAUUUUUUUAUGCUUGAUUUUAGUUUUAUGUAAGAGACUGGUUUAUUUUUAAAAUGAUUUCCUUUCACUAGUGAAAGUUAUUUCAAUCAAAUUUUUAUUUGUCCCAUAUUAUGGUUUUCAAAUGUUGUUUUUAUAAUUUCUUUAUUGUCAGAGGCCAAACUUAAAAUCAACAUAUCUCUUCUACUUCAAGUAACUAUGUAGUAUGUUUAGCAUAUCCUUGUCUGGAAAUAGAAGUGGCCUCCACUUUAACCAGUAGUGCCGAUGUACUAUAUUUUUGUCAAUUUGAAGGUUUAGACAGGGGCUGAACUUUACGAGCUCUUGGUUUUAGAAAUAUGAACUCCUAUACCAUUUGCUAAUGUUCCAGUGCUAGCCCAAUGUCCUUCUCCCUGUGUCCAAUACAAAUAAAUUUGUUUACUUCCAACUUUUACAGUUCUUCAAUUAGUUCUGUCGGUUGCUUUAGGGACCAGUUUGAUAUUGUAGUAACCAUAUUGAUCUCACAGAUUCUAUAGGUUUUCCAUGUUUAUUACUGGAAGUGUUUAGUUCUGUACCUCUGUUUGAUUUCUAUCUGUGUAUAAGUUAAUUUUGAAGUUUAAAUGCUCACUCCCUCCAUUCCUAUGGAGUGUCUGUCUUAUGUUUUGAUCAAUAUUUUUAAUAUAAUGUUGAUUUCUUGCUGGCCCAAGAAACAUCAUCAGUUCCACCUUUGACUUUCAUUUUUCAUCUUUAUUAUGCAUUUGUGAUUCGCAUGGUAUGGCUCUGCAACUUUAAUUUCCAUUUGUUACUUUAAGUACGUGCUGGUUCAAUGCAUCUCAUAGUUCUUUUAAUCAAUAGAAUGUAUUUCAUUUUACUGUAAGUAGACAGUGUAGAUUUACAGAGGCAUUCAACUAAUUUGAUUUGCACACGCCCUCCAUUUUAUAGUUCUUUGCAACUUGGCAUGGGCACUGUAUUUACUUGGAGGCUUAGUUUUAUAGAAUACUGAUGUUUUCAGAGAUGACUGAGACUUUCUCAUGUAAAGUUUCAGUCAGGGAAAUAGAAGUUGGAAGUAUUCAGUAGCUUAAAACGUUUCCAUAUGUAUCCUGUCCAUAAAAGUUCUAUUGGCACGUGGUGGUGGUGAUUGGCUACCCUAUGCUGUGAAUAUUGUUGAUGCUCAACCCUCCUUACAUUUUAAGUCACGAGAAGUUUCAGUGACGUUGUGAUUCAGCUGGAUCUGAUGAGAACAGAUAUUUUUGUGACAUGUUAUUUUCUAUGAGGGCCUUGUAUUGAUGGAAGGGAAACAUACAUGCAACGUGUAUUGGGUGGUAAGCAUGUGAAUGUCAUGAGAUUGGUAAUAAAUAAUCGUACAUGCUUUA
This is a messenger RNA of Thrips palmi, 5792 nucleotides long. It is a transcript of the gene retm, whose product is annotated as protein real-time. Lineage: Eukaryota; Metazoa; Arthropoda; Insecta; Thysanoptera; Thripidae. The transcript is spliced from 16 exons. Bases 252 to 2333 code for a protein of 693 amino acids. The record is from RefSeq and is a predicted model, not a curated record. Gene Ontology annotation, cellular component: cytoplasm.